Molecule: messenger RNA, 2361 nt
Organism: Prunus avium (sweet cherry)
Lineage: Eukaryota; Viridiplantae; Streptophyta; Magnoliopsida; Rosales; Rosaceae
Source: RefSeq, a predicted model, not a curated record
AUGGUCUUGGUGUUACCAUCCAAGUUCUCAGCCCCAGGAGGGCAGACUGACGGCCUGGAUGAUGAUAUGGCCGAGGAACAGCUUGGUCAGAGGCCUAAAACAAAGGAGGAACUGUUGGCCGUAGCAUUUCACGAGGUCAUACCUAGAAGUGAGUCGAACAAAUAUCGACACCUCAAACCGUUAUACAUCUUGGCUCAUGUUGAAGGGGUACCCGUGUCUAAAGUUUUCGUCGACUGUGGGGCGACGGUCAACAUCCUUCCGUAUUCCUUGAUGAGGAAGCUGGAUAAAUCAAAGGAGGACCUCAUACCCAGCGACGUCGUCAUGAGCAGCUUCGUCGGUGACAAGUCUAAAACUAUUGGCGUGUUGCCGUUAAAAAUUACCGUGGCCGAUCAGACGCGGGUCGCGGCUUUCUACGUGGUCGAGUCUAGCGUCGACUACAACAUAUUGCUCGGCCGCGACUGGAUCCACCAGUCCGGAAGUUUGGUCGAGCACGAAUUGAGGAUCAAGGAGGGGUUCAAACCUUUCCAGCAGCCUCCGAGGCGUUUCUCGACCGAGGUACAGCUCAGGGUCAAGGAGGAAAUUGAACGGCUCCUUAAAGCCGGCUUCAUCCGAACAGCCCGGUACGUUGAGUGGCUAGCCAACAUUGUACCAGUUUUAAAGAGGACUGGGGCUUUGAGGGUUUGCACUGAUUACCGAAAUCUAAACCUCGCGACUCCCAAAGACGAAUAUCCCAUGCCUAUGUCAGACCACCUGGUGGACGGGGCCGCGAAGCACAAGCUCCUGUCUUUCAUGGACGGCCAUGCGAGUUACAAUCAGAUUUUUGUGGCCGAGGAGGAUGUUCACAAAACAGCGUUCAGAUGUCCGGGAGCAAUCGGAACCUAUGAGUGGGUGGUCAUGCCGUUCGGCCUGAAAAAUGCCGGCGCGACAUACCAGCGAGCUAUGAACCUGAUUUUCCACGACCUUAUAGGCCGGACUGUUGAGGUCUACAUCGACGAUGUGGUUGUAAAAUCCCCAUCUAAGGACGACAACGUCAAACAUCUACGGCAAGCUUUUGACCGAAUGCGAGCACAUGGCCUAAAGAUGAACCCAAAGAAAUGUGCUUUCGGCGUCACCGCCGGGAAUUUCCUCGGUUUCUUGGUUCACCAGCGAGGGAUCGAGGUGGAUAAAAAUAAGGCCACGGCCAUUAUGGCGGCACCUCCACCAAGAACCAAGAAGGAGCUUCAGUCCUUCCUCGGCAAGGUCAACUUUUUAAGACGGUUCAUAUCCAAUCUGGCAGGGAAAAUCAGGCCACUGUCCCCCUUGCUCAAACUGAAAGACACGGAACGAUUCAACAACGAAUCUGGGCGCGAGCAAGCAGUGCACUAUCUAAGCCGCACCCUCAACACUGCCGAAUUAUACUAUUCGCCGAUCGAAAAGUUAUGCCUCGCGCUUUAUUUCGCGGCCACCAAGUUGCGGCAUUAUAUGCUACCUUCGGUCGUUCAAAUCAUCUCCAAGACCGAUCUCAUCAAAUAUAUGCUUACUUGGCCGAUCAUACGCGGCCGAAUUGGGAAGUGGACGAUGGCGCUGUCCGAAUUCACCUUUCAAUACGUAGCUCAGAAAUCGGUCAAGGGUCAGGCAUUGGCCGAUUUCCUAGCUCAUCACCCGGCCCAGGGGCAAGAGGAGGAGUUGGAGGUCGAGAUCGGUAUGGCCCACAUGGAAAAGAAUUAUUGGACCAUGCACUUCGACGGCUCCAGUACCGAGGCCAGGUCAGGAGCCGGAGUUGUGAUUGAAUCUCCCCAAGGGCAAAAAUGGCAGUUCGCAUUCCAACUCGACUUCAGAUGCACUAAUAAUCAGGCCGAGUACGAAGCGCUCAUCAUCGAUCUCGAGAUUUUGAAGGAAAUGAAGGCAACCUGUGUUUUGGUCCACGGUGAUUUUCAGCUGGUGAUUAACCAACUGACUGGGGAAUACCAAUGCACGAGCGAGAAUUUGGCCAUGUAUUAUGUGACGGCCCUCAACACGGCCGAUGGAUUCUCUAGAAUUUCCUUUGUUCAUGUACCGCGCGCCGAAAACGGCGAGGCCAACGAGAUGGCCCAGGCACAAAAGCAAAUCGCGGCGAGGGUGUAUAACAAAAGAGUUAAGCAAAAGGCUUUCGCCGAAGGCGACCUAGUAUGGCGAGCCGUGCUUCCUAUUGGGACAAAAGACCCUCGGUUCGGCAAAUUCUCGCCCAAUUGGGAAGGGCCGUUCAUUAUCGAACGAAUUCUCGGCCGAGGUGCAUUUCAAUUAAAAGAUAGAGAUGGGGAAUGGCACAACUUGCCGAUCAACGGCCAGUAUUUGAAGCGAUAUACCCCGUCAUUGUGGGAGACGGCCGUAAAAAAGUUAUGA